Messenger RNA from Marmota monax (woodchuck), 6329 nucleotides. It is a transcript of the gene Mcf2l2, whose product is annotated as MCF.2 cell line derived transforming sequence-like 2. Gene Ontology annotation, cellular component: cytoplasm. The coding region runs from base 515 to 3532 and encodes 1005 amino acids. Gene Ontology annotation, molecular function: guanyl-nucleotide exchange factor activity. The transcript has 28 exons. The record is from RefSeq and is a predicted model, not a curated record. Lineage: Eukaryota; Metazoa; Chordata; Mammalia; Rodentia; Sciuridae.
GAGGAACUGGGGCUCGCCAGCCACCUCCUUUCCGCAGCCCUGGGAGCACUAAGGCUCCGCGCCAUCCCUUGGCGCUAGCCGUGCAUCUUCAUCCAGAUCCUCUGUGGAGGGGUCAGAGUCUCCACCGUCCCGGACCACAAAGCCUUUCUCCUUCUUGGUCAGAGAAGCCCGCGGGGCGCCCUGGGGAGAUUGGGGCGACUUGCUUCCUUCACCUCCUGAACGGCCCCUUCCUGCACUAUAAAUGCCAGCCGUUACGUUGGGAAAGCCGCCAGACUUCAUCCAUAAAAUCAGUCCCUGCAGGGCGUGGCUGGAGUGCUGUAACAGAGCGGCCCUUAAGAGUUGGCCUUGGCUGCUAGUGACUCCCGUUUUGUGCCUGAAGACAGCGAGGAAGAAGGGAGUGUAGAACAUCCUCGCUAGGAUGCCUUUAAAAACUCAUCCACGGCAGCGGUAGAAACAGUUUUGUUUGGCUUUUUUUUUUUUUAAUAUUGAGUAGUUUUGUUUUGUUUUCAGUGAAAUGCUAUUUUUGUUAAAAGAAGAAAUGGCCCUCCAGGAGCUCACCCGGCGACUGGCCACAGUGAUCACUCAUGUCGAUGAAAUUAUGCAGCAGGAAGUCAGGCCUUUGGUGGCAGUGGACAUAAUAGAACAGCUUCACCGGCAAUUUGCCAUUCUUUCAGGAGGCCGAGGGAAGGAUGGUGCCCCCAUCAUCACUUUUCCAGAGUUUGUGGGGUUUAAACACAUCCCAGAGGAGGACUUCCUGAAUGUCAUGACCUACCUGACUAGCAUCCCCAGUGUGGAGGCUGCCAGCAUUGGAUUCGUCAUUGUGAUUGACAGAAGAAGGGACAAGUGGAGCUCCAUAAAGGCAUCCUUGACACGAAUAGCAGUGGCAUUUCCUGGAAACUUACAGCUCAUAUUCAUCCUUCGUCCAUCUUGCCUUAUCCAGAGAACAUUCACUGACAUUGGCAUUAAAUACUAUCAAGAUGAAUUUAAGAUGAAAGUGCCGAUCAUCAUGUUAAACUCAGUUUCUGACCUUCAUGGCUACAUUGACAAAAGCCAGCUGACACAGGAGUUAGGGGGAACUCUGGAAUACCGCCACAGUCAGUGGAUAAAUCAUCGCACUGCCAUAGAAAACUUUGCCUUGACAUUGAAGAAUACUGCUCAGAUGCUGCAGACAUUUGGGUCCUGCCUGGCCAUGACAGAGCUGCCCAGAGGCAUGCUCUCCACUGAAGACCUUCUCAUGUCCCACACAAGGCAGCAGGACAAACUGCAGGAUGAGCUGAAAUUACUUGGAGAACAAGGGACCACCCUACUAUCAUGCAUCCAAGAACCAACAACCAAAAAUCCCACCAGAAAACUCAAUCACAGUGAACUUGAGAAUAUAGCUACCAUGGAAAGGCUAUUAGUUCAAUUGGAUGAAACAGAAAAAGUCUUUAGUCAGUUUUGGUCUGAGCAUCACCUGAAACUUAACCAAUGCCUACAACUACAGCGCUUUGAGCACAAUUUUUAUAAGGUUAAACUUGCCCUGGAAAAUUUGCUGGAAGAGCUAGCAGAGUUUACGGGCAUUGGAGACAGCGUGAUGCAUGUGGAACAACUUCUUAAGGAACACAAAAAACUGGAGGAAAAGGGCCAGGAGUCCCUGGAGAAGGCCCAGCUGCUUGCACUGGCUGGAGACCAGCUCAUCCAAGACCACCAUUACUCAGUGGACUCCAUUAGGCCCCAGUGUGUGGAGCUCAGGCACCUCUGUGAUGACUUCAUCAAUGAAAACAAGAAAAAACAUGACACUUUGGGAAAGUCCUUGGAGUUGCAUAGACAGCUGGACAAGGUCAGUCAGUGGUGUGAAGCAGGAAUCUACCUCUUGGCUUCCCAAGCUGUAGACAAGUGCCAGUCUCGAGAGGGGGUCGACAUUGCCUUGAAUGACAUUGAAGCAUUCCUGGGCACUGCCAAGGAGUACCGGUUGCUCAACCCCAAGGAGUUUUACAACAAGUUUGAGUUGAUACUCACUGUUGACAUAAAGGCCAAAGCCCAGAAAGUCCUGCAGAAGCUGAGUGAUGUGCAGGAAAUAUUUCACAAGAGGCAAGUGAGUCUGAUGAAAUUGGCAGCCAAACAGACUCGCCCAGUGCAACCUGUGGCCCCCCAUCCUGAGUCCUCCCCAAAGUGGGUGUCACCAAAAACCAACCAGCCCUCCGCCUUGGCUCCUCUUCCAAGAACAUCUGAGGAACCUCACACGGAGACAGAUUUGAACUCCCUGGAAAAGGAAGAUGAUGGAAUUAAAUUCGAAGUCAAGAAUGAAGAAAUAUUUACAAGGAGUCAUGAUGACGGGAACCCUGAGUUGGAGCACCUUGACAGAGAAGACCUUUCCCCUCGAAAACGCAUUGUACGUGACUUGCUUGAGACUGAAGAAGUGUACAUAAAAGAAAUGGAGAGCAUAAUCGAUGGAUACAUCACUCCAAUGGAUUUUAUCUGGUUGAAACAUCUGAUUCCAGAUGCUCUUCAGAAUAACAAGGACUUUCUCUUUGGGAACAUUAAAGAACUUUAUGAAUUUCAUAGCAGGACUUUUCUAAAAGAAUUGGAAAAGUGCACCGAAAACCCUGAACUUCUGGCCUGUUGUUUUCUCAAGAGAAAAGAAGACCUCCAAAUAUAUUUUAAAUACCAUAGGAAUCUUCCCCGAGCAAUGGCCAUCUGGCAAGAGUGUCAAGACUGUGCCUACUUUGGGGUAUGCCAGCGCCAACUGGAUCAUAGUCUCCCUCUUUUUAAGUAUCUUAGAGGACCAAGCCAGAGACUGAUAAAAUACCAGAUGCUGUUGAAGGGUCUGCUGGAUCUUGAAUCUCCUGAAGAUGUGGAAAUAGACCCAGGAGGUCUAGAAAGAGGCUCCACCAAGGAUGGGCCAAAGAGGACCGAGAAUUCCUCAUUCUCAGCUGAGCUUGGACAAGCUUUGGCAGUGAUAGAGGAUUUGAUCAAGUCCUGUGAGUUGGCGGUGGACCUAGCAGCAGUCUCUGGAUGUCCGGAUGAUAUCGGGAAACUGGGCAAGCUGUUGAUGCAUGGCCCUUUCAAUGUCUGGACAAUUCACAAGGAUCGUUAUAAAAUGAAGGAUUUUAUUAGAUUUAAACCCAGCCAGAGGCAAAUCUAUCUAUUCGAAAGAGGAAUAGUGUUCUGUAAGAUUCGAAUGGAGCCUGGUGACCAGGGGCCAUCUCCUCAUUACAGCUUUAAGAAGUGGAUGAAGUUGGUGACACUUUCAAUUCGCCCACUUGGAAGGGGGAGCCAUAAAAAGUUUGAAAUUGCCAACCGAAAUGGACUUGAGAAAUACAUCCUGCAGGCAACCUCAAAAGAAAUCAGAGAUUGUUGGUUUUCAGAAAUAAGUAAAUUAUUGAUGGAACAACAAAACAAUAUUAAAGGCCAAGGGAAUCUACAGUUUGAAGCAACCACUGGCAAAGGCAAUGGAGUGGAAUGUGUUCCUGGGACUGAAAACACAGAUAGAGCUACAACUAGCAAGGAAGAGCCAGUCUCCAGCACUCAUGGAAUGAAAGGUUUCAUCUGAAAGCCCUUCCUCAAUAACACACUUGCACAAUCUGCUUCCUGACCUAAGACAGUACAAGAGAAAUCCAAGAAACAAUGGGACUCUGGUAUUGGGUCACCUGCUGGCAAUUAGUAGUAAGGACCCCAUCAGUGGUGUUAACAGAGUAUUGAGAGUCCUGAUCCCUGAACUGCUGUGGUUCAAUUGCCUGGACCUUCACCUGUGGUGAGCUGGGAUCAGAUAUAGGUGGGCAGUGACACGCCAGCUGGUGCUAGGUCUUUGGAGAGGAUGGUAGAAUUAGGAGUCUGCUGCUAAGUAACACUGAGGCACUGAAGAUAAAGGGACAGACCCACAUUAGUCACCAAUUUAAAGCCCAUUGUGAGAAUCAGAGGGCCUCCUUGCCAAUGUUCAGCUCCUCAUCUCCAGCCAGACUGAGCUGAAGAGCCAAUGGCAGAAUUUAAGAAAAGGAUACAUUUUCAGGCAAGGCAAAUCUGUCACUUGGUCAUUUUGGGAUCCUAGCCAGUAGAUGAGGAGACAAAGUCAGGUCAUGAUACGUAAAAAGGACCCUAAGCAUUGAAAUGAGAAUUCUAGGUCCAUACCCUUUAUCCCCUGGAUAAAGCGAUGACCUACUCCCCCUUAUUAAGAGAGAGACCCUCUCCUAUCCCCCCAGGACUGUACAGAACCUGCAGAUGAAGCAUGUAAGACAAUGUUUGCUCUUCCUCAUGUUCUCCGUAUCUCCCUUCCAAACCCUUUCCAGAAUAGAGACUAGGAUGGGCAUUACAACAUGACCUGACCUGGGGUAGAAGCACAUGGACCUAUGGUCAUGAGCUCCAAAGGCAAAGAUCUUUGAAUUAUGCUUUAGUGCCCAUCUAAGAAGAUCCAUUAUAGAAAAGGUACCAAAAGACCAAUCCAACUGGACAAUUUGGACAGUAGAUGUCAGCGAGCUUCCUUCAUGGCACCCUAGAGCCUAAACCAUGGGCUCCUAAUACAGAAAUCUUGGUAGCAGAACUGGAGGUUGUGCAUGGGCCCUGCAGUGUGGGCUCCCUGUCAUCAGCACUGCUCUGGGAUGUGAGGACCAUCUGGCUACAAUGUGGGUCCCUGGUUCCCAUGGGUACAUGGUUCACCAGGAUUGAUCAGGCUGAUCUUGCUUGCCAGGUGGGUGUCUCCUUACUCCUUCACCACUCCACAUGUGUCCCUUAUAUAUUCAGUUGACAAAGAUGACCUGCUCUCAUAGAGGAGAGAUGUUCUUUAGUCAGAGUUACAGGGGUAACGGUGCUUCCCUGCUAGAACAUAUAAUUUGUAGGAUAAUAAAAUAGUCAAACUUCCAAGACUCUGACUCCAGACUCAUCCAAAUGAGGGUCUGUAUAAGCAAGGCUGCUUUUCUUUAUUAAAAAAAAAAGUCCUAACUAGCUGCCAGCCUGUUAAAUGUCCAACCUGCUAGAGAGAUCCAUGCUGAGCCCUCAGUAUGGUACUAUUAAGAGAAGUCGAUUUCUUCAGCCCCCACCAGGCUCAGGGGCACAGUGUGUAAUAUUGCUUUCAUCAAGGGAUUAAACAUGGACAUAUGACCACUGAAAUAUGGUCCCACCACCCCAUUCAGAAGUGAUUGGCCUGAUAGAGGAGUGGAACAGCCUUUUAAAGGCAAGGCAGAGCUGCAAUUUUGGACAUGGCACUGUGGAUAGGGAGUGCCAUCCUUCUGGAUGCAGUAUGUGCCUUGAACUGGUGGCUACAUUAUAGGGCUUAGCCCCAGUAGGCAGAAUAUAUGAAUCCAAGAGCAAAGAUAUCAUGCUUGCUCAUUAUCACUCCUAGUGACCCACAUGAGGGAUUUGUUCCCACUUAUCCCUGCAAUUUUAGCCUCAAUGAGUCUAGAGGUCUUGGAUCCUAAGGGAACACUUCCACUAGGGAACAUGGUAAAAGUCCUACUUAGCUUAAAGCUACAUCUGCCACCUGCUGCUGCAGUUGGUCAUUAGUUUGGAUUUUGCCUUCAAUUCAUCACCUUCCUCCUACUCAUGCUAGACACCCUGACCCCUGCUGCCCAUCAGGCACUUCUACUGAUGGCAUCCAGUCCGAGACUCAUCCCUGGCUAUAGUUCUUUUGCUCACCAAUGCAGUGACAGUGGGCAUGGGAGCACUGAGAGAUGUCCCAAUGAUCACCUCUCUGCCUCUCCCAGACAGCAGUCUUACUCCUCCCCAUGGUCAGGAUCAAUCCUCCCUCUGGUGUGACAGCUACUUUCUUUGCCUGCCAGCCUACUGGCAUGAGGACAAAGUGAUAGGGCUCUCAUGCUACUAGGGGAAGAGUCUGGGUGGGGCAAGGAAGAAAGGUGGAAUUCACCUAAGGACUGACGCAGUUCAGUAGUGGGACAGUCACAGAACAAGCGGGUGUGCUAUUUCUGAUGCCAGUAGUUGAACAGCCUCUUUUUGGCCCCUGACUAUACAAAUUAAGGAGUUAAAUGAAAAUUUGAACUCUGAAUUCACUGUUGUCCUGGAUUUGCAGAGCCCUGGCCAUAUGAAAAAUCAUAAACUGAGAAUAAGCUUUUUGCCUCAUAGGCAACCGAGGAAGAGCCUCUGGACAGACCCCAGAGAGCUACAGGCCCCUCCUCAGGCUUCUCUUUAGGCACCCCCCCACACCCCCGUCAGAUGCCCAGGGUUUCGAAGGUGGCAAAUGGGUUAUCUAGUAUAGUACAUAGGGGUUGUUUCUUUGCUAACUUUUGUGACAUUUCCUUUUUUGGCCUAAAUAAAUUAUUUGCUUUCAUCAUUAUUAUUAUGAUUCAAAAUUAUUUCAUGCCCUCUUGUAAAUUGAUGAAUAAAGUAAGUUCUAGCAAACA